ACGAAGUAAACAAUGUUGUUGGCUCUUUCUGGCAAUGAAAGGUUAAGUCUUUUUGUCCAAUUGUAAGCCAAGUUGUGUUCCACUUCUACGAGAAAGCGAAGAAAGGAAACCACCUGGUAAUGGCUACAUGCCUAUAUUGUCUAACUCUUGCGGCUCCGUAGUGUCCAAACUCCAAACAUCUUCUUCAAUUCUUACAGAUGAAUCCCAUGACAGUCACCACUUCAGCUUCGAAAGCUGCUACCAUUCGUUUCUCUGAUGCUGGCAUCAGCAUGCGAGAUGGAAGGUAUAUCCCCAACAUUUGUUUGAAUGCAAACUACGGGUCAAAACUCAAGCAUCAUCACUUCCUGGAGUUGUCAUGGGUCAAGAGAGAUGGAUCAUGGCCUGAUCUUGUUUGUAAAACUCCAAAAUCAAUCAGAAGUGUGAAGAUAGAUGGAGGAUUCAAAGUGAGGGCAUUUACUGAAGAACAAGAAGCUUUGGUUGUCAAAUCAUGGAAUUCGAUGAAGAAAAAUGCUGGUGAACUUGGUCUUAAAUUCUUCUUGAGGAUUUUUGAGAUUGCCCCUUCUGCUAAGAAGCUGUUCAAAUUUUUGAGGGAUUCAGAUAUCCCUCUAGAGCAAAACCCAAAACUAAAACCCCAUGCCGUAACUGUCUUUGUUAUGACCUGUGAAUCAGCUGUCCAACUUCGAAAGGCAGGCAAAGUUACAGUGAGAGAAUCCAAUCUGAAAGAUUUAGGUGCCACCCAUUUCAAGUAUGGUGUUGUUGAUGAACAUUUUGAGGUCACAAAAUUUGCAUUGUUGGAGACAAUUAAGGAAGCAGUACCAGAAAUGUGGUCAACAGAAAUGAAGAAUGCUUGGGGAGAAGCCUAUGAUCAGCUGGCUGCUGCUAUUAAAAAUGAAAUGAAUCCUCCUUCUUAAGUUCCUUGUAUAAAAGAGAUAUUUUGAGAGAUGUUUAGUUUGGAAGUGUCUUGUACUCUGGUCCUUUAAAUUCAAAUAAAAUUUUGUAUGUUUUUGUUCUAA
This is a messenger RNA of Theobroma umbraticum, 1013 nucleotides long. Its product is annotated as plastid division protein PDV2-like. Gene Ontology annotation, biological process: chloroplast fission. Lineage: Eukaryota; Viridiplantae; Streptophyta; Magnoliopsida; Malvales; Malvaceae. Gene Ontology annotation, molecular function: heme binding; oxygen binding. The record is from RefSeq and is a predicted model, not a curated record.